UAUCUCUGUUAUUGUGAAAGCGUGUAGAGGAAGUGAAGCAUCGGAUAAUUUGGUUACUUGACAGAUUGGUUCCUCCGUCAGACAACAGUCAUGGCGGAGUACAGCCAGGUUAGCCUCCUGGCUGCUUUACUCUUCUUCACUGCUCUCACUCUCCGGGAUAUUUACGUCGGCAGGUCGAACCCGAGCCACCGACAGCUGCAGACCGAUGGUCCCGGCAUCUCUCAGGACGGCCUGCCGGACACAGAGCCCGGGAGACCCGCCAAGGCCUCCAUGUACACCGGGCCUGUGCUCAAGUUCCGGUACUGCAUCUCCUGAGGUUACAGUAAAGUCUUCCAGGACUACUCUCGCGCCAUCAGCCAGGUGUACCCAGACAUCCGGAUAGAGGGAGAAAACCACCCCCCCACCCCUUUAAACAGGUUGCUUGGUAACCUGAUCUCUUACCUUAAACUGCUGUCCAUCCUCCUCAUCGUCAGCGGUCAGAACCCCUUCACCCUCCUGGGACUCGACACCCCCAGAGCUUGGACUUGGAGUCAGGAUAACAAGAUCUUUUCCUGUCUGAUGGCUUUCUUCCUCUGUAACAUGAUGGAGACUCACUUCCUGUCCACGGGAGCGUUCGAGGUCACUCUGAAUGAUGUUCCUGUCUGGUCGAAGCUGCAGUCCGGUUACGUCCCGAACAUCCAGGAGAUGUUUCAGAUCCUCGAGAACCACCUGAAGAUGAACCAGGUGGAUCACAUGACCUUCUCCUCCACUUAAACCUACAUUCACAGCUGUGCUGCGUUCAAGUGUUCGAGCUCAGUAGGAGUUUGAGCUGCUGGCAUUCAUGAAGGUCCGGUCUUAAAUCAGACUCUGUGGGACCGAACCAGAUUUCCUCGCCAGCAGACGAGACCUUCUGCAGCACCGGAUCACAACUCAGCUCUGUUCUCCGUGCUCUGAUCCUGGUCUCCACGCCCUGAUCCUGGUCUCCGCGUUCUGAUCCUGGUCGCCACGCCCUGAUCCUGGUCUCCACGCCCUGAUCCUGGUCUCCGCGUUCUGAUCCUGGUCUCCGCGCCCUGAUCCUGGUCUCCACGUUCCGAUCCUGGUCUCCGCGCUCCGAUCCUGGUCUCCGCGCACCGAUCCUGGUCUCCGCGCUCCGAUCCUGGUCUCCACUCUGAUCCUGGUCUCCAGACUUUGAAAACAACAAAUCUGAACAGAAAUAUUUUAUUAUAAAUUCAGAAGGUUCUGAGUUUAUUAAAUAUUCCUGAAAAAUGAAACAAAUUUUAAAUAACUGAUCAGCUGAUCGAUCAGCUGAUCGAUCAGCUGUGCAGGAUGAAUUCUUCUCAUGUUUCUUCCAUUAAGCUGAAUUCUGGCAGUUUUCUGUUCAUGACACUGAGAUGUAUCUUCGUCGUCCUCCUCAUCACUAAACCUCCUGAUCGAUGGAACCAGAACAUGUCCGGUGGAUCUAACGACCUCCGUCUUCUGGUGCUUCACCUGACUUCACCCUCUGUGAUGGAGGAAACCUGCUGCUUUUUCACUGGACCAGAACCGAGGUUCCAGCAUCAUCUCCGGUCCACCACUGCUCCUCUUCAGCUUCACUGGAACCUGGUUUUCUUCUGGUUGACGCUCCAGUUCCAGUCCACCUCUACGUUUCCCUUCUCCAACCUUCCCAGCUUGUUUGUUCCUGCUCCAGAUGUUAGACACAUCCGACAUGUUCUCCUCUCUGAGCUGGAUUAUUACCUGAAUGAUGUUUCCAUCUCAUCAGGUGUGCCUGCUAGAAAUGUUCACUACAAACACUUUCCAUCAAUAAAGUUAACUUUAUUUCCAUUUUCAGCUGUUCAUCAAACAUUAAAACGAACGAGUUUUCCUCGGCUUCCUGUGGCCGUCCUCACAGCUCCCGGGAUCUAACCCGAGUCUGGUGCAGUGAUCCGGUGGAGAACAGGGAACUGGUCGGUUGUGUAAUUCGUCUUUGAACCAAAACUGAUGUUAAUGUGAUUAGAUGAUUAAUCGUUGAUUUCAGAUGUGAUGUGACUUUAAGUAAAAUCUGAACUCAGAUGGAAUAAAGUUUUUAUUUGAUGAAA
Molecule: messenger RNA, 2054 nt
Organism: Melanotaenia boesemani (Boeseman's rainbowfish)
Lineage: Eukaryota; Metazoa; Chordata; Actinopteri; Atheriniformes; Melanotaeniidae
Gene: selenot2
Product: selenoprotein T, 2
Exons: 6
Biological process (GO): cell redox homeostasis
Cellular component (GO): endoplasmic reticulum membrane
Molecular function (GO): thioredoxin-disulfide reductase (NADPH) activity
Source: RefSeq, a predicted model, not a curated record